CAAGUGAGGCUCGAAUCCAAGGCGCUCAGGUGGAGACCAGUGCAAUGUCACAAGGUGUUUUGCUGGUUGACACCAUCCAGACAUGUGCGCUCAUCACAAGCCAUUUGAUGAACCAUGAAGAGCUAGCGAUGGAUGUGGAAGGCAUCGACUUAUGCCGGACAGGAUCAAUUGCCCUGAUCCAGUUGUGCUCGAAGAGUGGAAAGGUCAUGCUGUUUGACAUCGCUGCCAUGGGCCAAGCUGCCUUUGAUGCGGGGGGUCUGCGAGCAGUCUUGGAAUCUCCGCACAUUUGCAAGGUGGUGUAUGAUGGCAGAGCAGAUGCUGAUGCUCUCUACCAUCGGCAUCGAGUCCAAAUCCACCAUGCCUUUGAUCUGCAAGUUCAACAUGCCUUGCGCAACAGUCGCAGCGGUGACAGGUAUGUGAAGGGUCUGCAGAAGUGUCUCAGCGAUGCUGGAGUGGUGCCCUUGAUGGAACGAGCCCGGCUUGAACGCCUCAAGGAGGAAGGAAGGCGGCUCUUUGCUCCCGACCAUGGAGGUCGCUACAGUGUGUGGAUGGAACGGCCGCUUCGGCAGGCCCUGGUGGACUAUGCCGCAGCUGACGUCAAGUACCUCCUUCCAGUGAAGGCCAUGUGGAGUGGAUCCUCCUCGCAGGCGGUUUUGCGUGUCACACAAGCCCGUUUGCAAGGUGCCGUGAAUGCUUCAGUUCCGGCAAAGGGCCAGCACAUGAGCGAGCGCGAUUUCUCACUGGGCUUGAGUGCACAAUAUCUCGGAAGAGCAGCAGUCGAGAAACCACGCUGUUUCGAAUGUGGCAGUACUGGGCACAUGGCUAGGUCCUGUCCGGUUCGCAUUGGCAUUGGUCGUUUGAAUCGAUUUGAUGAUUUUGAUCCUUUCGAUGAUUAUGAUCGUUUUGACGACUACGAUUAUGAUGAUGGGCCCCAUGGAUUUCGCGACAUCGCCCCAGAUGGCUACAUUGAUUCCUCUGGAAAUGAGUGGUAGGAAUUCCGUUCUCUGCUGUGUACAUCUUUGUGUACAGCCAUGUUCCAAGAGAGUUGGCAGCCGACGUGGGCAGCAGUGUCCCAAAUUUGAGAGCUGCUCUUUAGUGCUGCCGGAAGCUCAAAUUUUCCUUCUUACAGCGUUGGGAAUCUGAAAGUGUACAGCUUCUUACAGUUUCUUUCUUGGCGCGGAUGAGAGAUUCACGAAGUGCAGGAACAGGUUUGGCUUCGUAGAAUCUAGUUGCGCAGCUUCAGCUUCCAACAGCCGCACAGAUGGCCGCAAAAA
Cladocopium goreaui is the source of this 1274-nucleotide messenger RNA. The record is from the annotation of a GenBank genome assembly. Lineage: Eukaryota; Dinophyceae; Suessiales; Symbiodiniaceae.